Messenger RNA from Antechinus flavipes (yellow-footed antechinus), 4492 nucleotides. RefSeq lists its product as uncharacterized. The transcript is spliced from 4 exons. The record is from RefSeq and is a predicted model, not a curated record. NCBI's taxonomy places the organism in Eukaryota, Metazoa, Chordata, Mammalia, Dasyuromorphia, Dasyuridae. The coding region runs from base 236 to 4477 and encodes 1413 amino acids.
ACAACCAUUUUUUCUGCAUCCCAGGACACAGUCCUCUUUGUAAGGGGUGCAAUUUUUUAAAACUAAUUUUUGAACUGAUUCUACUCGAUUUUUAUACUAAUUUUCGAACUGAUUCUACUCUGUUACUGGGGAAUGAUAGUCUCAGCCUUUCCCUCCUGGGUGACUUUGUAGCCACAAACUGUAUUUGGACUGGUCCAUCAUUAGCUCUUCUCACUGGAAAUCCUUCAGUGGACAAAUGGGAAGAAGAUACAGGUUAUUUCCAAAAGCAUCCUUGGUCCAGACCCCUCCAAAAGACCUCUGUUACCACAGCAAGUCAGUGCUAUUGCCAUGUCCACCUCAUCGAAUAGCACCUAAGUGGGAAAGAGACCCCUUACUUAGGUCUGAGAGAAUGAACAGAUUCAGUGACCCGCCCAACUCCAUCCAAUUACCCGUUUAUCAUUAUCACAGGACAGAGCCUGCAACCUUGCCUUGUCUUAAGAAUCCAGCCACAAAUUCGGUGCCGUUGCCGUACCUGAAUUACCAGGUUACCCCUAAGCCACCCCCAUACCCAUGCCAUCGCAGUCACUCUGUCUUAUCUCUGCCUAACCCUGAUUUCAGGACAAGGUCAAACAUAUCCCUAGGAAACCCUCCUAAAGAUGUUAAACCUCCUCUCCACCCAAAAUACUACACAGAGAGUCCUGUUGUGCUCAAGCGCUUCCCCAAGAUCUCACAGGGUCAGAACUUUCAGAAGGAGGAGCUGCCACAUCUCAGACAGAAGUCACCAGCACUCCUAUUCCCCGAGCACAGGUCUGAAGACUUGUCACAUCUCAAGCAGCAGCCUCCCUCUCUCAAAGUCAGCCCUCACCGUGAGGCUGAAGAGCUGUCACAGCCCAGACAGAAGCCCCCAGCAUCACCCUCCAUCCCCGACUACCAUCUGGAGGCAACAUCACCCAGAAAGACCAGGGAUUACACAUUCCCUGACCGUCAGCCCAGUGCCAGAUCUGCCCCAGAAACUUGCAGUCCCUCUGCAGAAGCAGCUCAGGAUAAUAAGCAACAAGUGAAAAUUGUAGCUUUUGUGUUGGGCAGAGGAGAAACCAAAUGUCUAAUUAUACAAUCCCCUUUUAAGGACCACUCUUCUGAGACAGAUGUAGUUUUAGAAAAUGUAUCAGACCUUGAGUAUUUGGUCAAUGAGACUUCAAAACAGGUUGAUCUUCACUUCAGGGAAAACACGUCACCUUUGCCUAACCUCAACCAGCAGUCUGGAACUUGGGCUUCACCUUCACCCUUGCCCAAAUAUGUGAACAGGAGCACAAGCACAGAAGUCUCCUGGCCUCAAUCCAAUGUCAAGUUCACAUCACCAGAUCCCAACCAGCAGGCCAGGGGAACCACGAGACACCCACAAAGCUUCAUCCCGUGUGCCAAAGCAGCCUCUGAUCCUUCCCUAUCCCUGGGAACCUGGGAGAGCUCUGAGCCCUUCCAAUGCCCUGAGCACGCAACCGAAGCUUCGCCAGGCCCUGACUACAAGGUCAAGGACACCAACUGGCCGCCACCAUCUUCUGGACACAAAGUUAAAACGCCUGGCCCAGGAACUGAUCACUUCAAUGAGGUCUCACCAAACUUAAGUCAUCAGAGAACAAUUCCGAUGGGUCCUGGACAAAGAAAUUCAGCUUCACUAGUCCGGAAUAGUGAGCCUGCAGCAGCAUCUAGCUCAAAGACCCAAGUCAUAACACCAUUGUUCUCUUCCGCUAACCAGAGUGAAAACCUCCCUUGUUCUAAGCUGUUGAGUAAGGAUUCACUGAAACUGGAGUAUAAUAAAUCCAGCAGCCCAGCUAAUGUUGGUCAGCAGGAUGACAGGCCAGUAGACCCUAAUAACCCAGUUACCCCAUCACUCUGCCCUGAACAACAAAUUCAGGCUGUGUGGGACCCAGACUACCAGACCAUAGUGAUACUAUGCUCUGAUGACAAUGCACAGUCUCUAACUAUUUUUGACCAUCCAGAGAAAAAACCACAGACCCCAGACAACCAGGCCAAUCAUAAAUUUGUUGGUUCUCAAUACCAGACUCAGACUGUACCAGACCCUCAUAAGAUCAAAUCUUCAAGAAGUUGUAAAACCAAGGUCAUCCCUCCACUCAAUCAUGACCACACAAUUGAGUCUGAAUCACAGGCUAAGAAGACUAUUCAACCAGCAAGUUCCCUGCAACAAACAAUAUCCCAAUUACCAGAUUAUUGGAUGGUUCUCCCUCAAACCAGUGCAGAUUCUUUAAAGGAGACUACACCAGACUCAAGUGCCCAGGUCAUCCCCUAUCAAACAAAAGCAGACUUCUGGAAAAAAAUGCUGCAGGACCCAGACCACCAGGCCACAACUCUACUAUGCCAGGAUAACAGUGUGGCACCUUCACUGGGCAUAGCCCGCCAAGUCAUAACUCCACCAUGCCAGGAUGAGAAUAUUGAGACACCUCCACUGGGCACAGAUCACCAAGUCCUAACUCUACCAUGCCAGGAUGAGAAUACUGAGACACCUUCACUGGGCAUAGACCACCAGGUGAUAACUCCACUAUGCCAGGAUGAGAAUACUGAGACAUCUUCACUGGGCAUAGACCAUCAGGUGAUAACUCCACCAUGCCAGGAUGAGAAUACUGAGACACCUUCACUGGGCACAGAUCACCAAGUCCUAACUCUACCAUGCCAGGAUGAGACUGGGACACCUUCACUGGACAUAGACUACCAGGUGAUAACUCCACUAUGCCAGGAUGAGAAUACUGAGACACCUUCACUGAGCAUAGACCACCAGGUGAUAACUCCACCAUGCCAGGAUGAGAAUACUGAGACACCUUCACUGGGCACAGAUCACCAAGUCCUAACUCUACCAUGCCAGGAUGAGACUGGGACACCUUCACUGGACAUAGACUACCAGGUGAUAACUCCACUAUGCCAGGAUGAGAAUACUGAGACACCUUCACUGGGCAUAGACCACAAGGUGAUAACUCCACCAUGCCAGGAUGAGAAUACUGAGACACCUUCACUGGGCACAGAUCACCAAGUCCUAACUCUACCAUGCCAGGAUGAGACUGGGACACUUUCACUGGGCAUAGAUCACCAGGUGAUAACUACACCAUGCCAGAAUGAGAAUAUUGAGACACUUUCACGGGGCAUAGACCACCAGGUGACAGCUUCACCAUGCCAAGAUGACAAGGGUGAGACACCUUCACUGGGCAUAGACCACCAAGUGCCAAUUCCAACAUGCCAGAAUGAGAAUAUUGAGACACCUUCACUAGGCAUAGACCACCAGGUGAUAACUCCACCAUGCCAGAAUGAGAAUAUUGAGACACCUUCACUGGGUAUAGACCAUCAGAUAACAAUUCCACUAUGCCAGGAUGAGAAUAUUGAGACACCUUCACUGGCUAUAGAUCACCAGAUGAUAACUUCACCAUGCCAGGGUAACACUGAGACACCUUCAUUGUCCAUAGACCACCAGAUGAUAACUUCACCAUGCCAGGGUGACACUGAGACACCUUCACUGGGUAUAGACCACCAGGUGACAAUUCCACCAUGCCAGGAUAAGCCUGAAUCACCUUCACUGGGCAUAGAUCACCAGGUGACAAUUCCACCAUGCCAGGAUGAGAACAUUGAGACAACUUCACUGGACAUAGACCACCAGAUGAUAAUUCCAACAUGCCAGAAUGAGAACAUUGAGACACCUUCACUGGGCAUAGAUCUUCAGGUAAUAACUUCACCAUGCCAGAAUGAGAACAUUAAGACACUUUCACUGGGUAUAGACCAUCAGGUGAAAAUUCCAACAUACCAGAAUGAGAAUAUUGCGACACCUUCAUUGGGCAUAGACUACCAGGUCAUUACUCCACCAGGACACAAUGACAGUGAAAGAUCUUCACUAGACAUAGACCACCAUAUUGUAACUCCACCAAGUCAAGAUCACAAUGAGAUACCUUCACUGGAUAUAGACCACCAGGUGACAACUUCACCAUGCCAAGAUGACAAGAGUGAGACACUUUCACUGGGCAUAGACUGCCAGAUGAUAACUCCAUCAUGCCAGGAUGACAACAAUGAGAUACCUUCACUAAGCAUACAUUGCCAGAUGAUAACUCCAUCAUGCCAGGAUGAUACUGAGAUACUGGGCAUAGACCAAUGGGUCAUAACUCCACCAUGCCAGAAUGAUAGUGAAACACCUUCACUGAGCAUAGACCACCAAGUCAUAACUCUUUCAUGCCACAAUGACACUAAAAUACCUUCACUAAGCAUAGACCACCAAGUCACAACACCACCAGAACAAGAUGACAGAGGGACACCUUCACUAGGCAUAGACCACCAGCUCACAACACCACCAGAGCAAGAUGACAGAGGGACACUUUCGUUGAGCAAAAAUCACCAGCUCAUAACAUCACCAGAGCAAGAUGAUAGAAGGAUACCUUCACUGGCUAUAGACCACCAGCUCACAACACAACCAGAACAAGAUGAUAGAAGGACACCUUCACUAGCAUAGACCACCAGCUCACAA